AAUGAUCCAUUAAUAAUGAUUAAAAGAAAAAAUUAACUUAGGGAUAACAGCGUAAUUUUUUUUUUUUAGUUCAAAUAGGAAAAAAAGUUUGCGACCUCGAUGUUGGAUUAAGAUAAAAUUUAAAUGCAAAAGUUUAAAAUUUUGAUCUGUUCGAUCAUUAAAAUCUUACAUGAUCUGAGUUCAAACCGGUGUAAACCAGGUUGGUUUCUAUCUUUAAAUAAUUAUAAUAUUUUAGUACGAAAGGAUCAAAUAUUAAAAAUAAUUUUAAUAUAAUGAAUAUUAUUAAUAGUUAAUAAUAACUAUUUUGGCAGAAAAAAUGUGAUGAUUUUAGAAGUCAUUAAUAUAUAAUUUAUUUAUAUAUAUAGUAAAUGAUAAUUAAAGAUAUAUAUUUAUAUAUAAUUGGUGUUUUAAUUAUAAUUGUUGGGGUAAUAGUGGGGGUUGCUUUUUUAACUUUAUUAAAACGUCAAGUUUUAGGAUAUAUUCAAAUUCGGAAAGGUCCUAAUAAAGUUGGUUAUAUAGGAAUUUUACAACCUUUUGCUGAUGUUGUAAAGUUAUUUAAUAAAGAACAGACUUUCCCGAGUUAUUCUAAUUAUAUAGUUUAUUAUUUUUCUCCAGUAGUUAGACUUAUUGUUAUUUUAAUAUCUUGAUUGUUAAUUCCUUAUUAUUUUAAUUUAAUUAGAUUUAAUUUAGGAAUUUUAUUUUUAUGUUGUACAAGAGUUGGAGUAUUUACGGUAAUAGUUGCGGGGUGAUCUUCAAAUUCUAAUUAUGCUUUAUUAGGAGGAUUACGAGCUGUAGCUCAAACUAUUUUAUCUGAAUAUGCUAGAAUUCUUUUUAUAAGUUUAUUAUUUAUUUUAUUAUAUAUAGGGGGUUAUAGAUUAAGAUUAAUUUUUUAUUUUGAAUUAUCAUUUAUUUCUUUUGUAUUUGUUUGAGUUCGAGGUACUAUACCUCGUUAUCGAUAUGAUAAAUUGAUAUAUUUAUCUUGAAAAAGUUAUUUACCAUUUUCAAAACAAAUGCUUUUACAAGCUCAUUAA
Papilio polytes (common Mormon) is the source of this 1031-nucleotide messenger RNA. RefSeq names its product NADH-ubiquinone oxidoreductase chain 1-like. Gene Ontology annotation, biological process: aerobic respiration. The record is from RefSeq and is a predicted model, not a curated record. Gene Ontology annotation, cellular component: membrane. Lineage: Eukaryota; Metazoa; Arthropoda; Insecta; Lepidoptera; Papilionidae. Gene Ontology annotation, molecular function: NADH dehydrogenase activity.